AUGGCGGGGACGAGCCCGCCGCUAUUGAGCGAGCUGUUCGACUCGUCGACCGAGCACUCGUCGUACUCGCCGCCGGGCGGAGACGGGCUGCCGGCGCAGCGGCUGCAGCGACUGCCGCAGGACAGAGGCCAUGGCGCCCCUGUCCAGCAGAAGCUGAAUCAGGGACAUGCCAGCGAACACGAGCAGGCCGAGCGGCGGGCAAAGGCGGCUGCCUCAGCACGGAUUGAUCGGGCGUCACGGACCAUCUCUGCCCAGUAUGACAUUGUCGAUUACUACUCGUCGCUGGGCAUGGCUCGUGCGGGGCGUGGUGUGAGGCGGGCGGGCUUGGCUGCUGCCGAUCAGAUGCCUGAUGCCACGCCGAGGAGCCGCAAGGUGGCAUGCUGUGGGCGCCGAAUGCGGCGACCGAAGCGGUCUAUUCUGCUUGCGGUAUUUCUUCUCCUUCUCGGCAUCGUGGCCUCGCUGGCGGGCUUUGCCGUCAACGCCGCUAUCUUUGGUCUGCUCUCGGCCCGCGACAAGGUGUAUCGGCUGCCGGGCGAGGAUCUGUGGGAGUAUCUGGUCUGGAUCUUGCUUCCCAUUCCGGCGGCGAUGGCUGCGGCGUGGUCGGUGGCGUGGCUGGCGCCGGCGGCGUCGGGCUCGGGAAUUCCCGAGAUGAAGUCGCUGCUCUCGGGCAUUAUCCACAUCGAUCUGCUGGCGCCGCGGACGCUGCUGGCCAAGUUUGUGGGCGUCAUCGCCGGCCACGCCGCGGGACUCUCGGUGGGGCGCGAAGGCCCGUUUGUUCACCUUGCAGCAGGCAUGGCGGCGGCGCUCAUGAAGAUGCGGCCGUUUGGCUCAGCACUCCACUCGGACGCGGGCAUGCGACUGCAGCUGUACUCGGCGGCGAUUGCGGUAGGGGUGACAGCCACGUUUGGGGCGCCGAUCGGCGGUGUGCUGUUCUCGGUCGAAGUGACUUCGGACUACUACCGGGUGAGCCUCUUGCCGUGGGCGUUCAUCUCGUCGGUCACAGGCGUGUUCUUUGUGUGGAGCCUCGGCAACAUUCCGGUCCUCGACGUCUACCCCAACCUCAACUUGUUUAGCACCGAGGCCAAGCCGAUUCCGUACUCGUGGAUUGAGUUUGUCGGCUUUACCCUCAUCGGCAUAGUGGCUGGGGUCAUCGGCGCCCUUUUUGUGUAUGUCGCCGGCAAGCUGGUGCGGCUGCGGGCGACGACGCCGGCUCUCGCUGCCCACCCGUACCGGCUUGUGGUCGGCGUUGCCCUCCUCACUGCCGUCAUUUCGUACCCGAUCAACCAGUAUUUUGUCGGGACCGAGCAGGUGACCAUCAAUCAGCUUGUCUCGCCGGCGUCGGACCACGCGAGCAGUGACAACAAGCUCGCAUCGUCGCUGCUGGACCUCGCGGUCUUUGUCCCGGUCAAGUUUUUCUCACGGUUCGGAACGUUUACCCCGGUCUUUGCCAUGGGCGCCGCCCUUGGCCGGCUGGUCGGCGAGAUCAUGGCGCAGGCCUGGCCGCGGCUCGACCUGCACCCCGCCGGCUACGCCAUUGUCGGCGCCGGCGCGCUGACGUGCGGAGUGACGCGGUCGAUUUCGACCGCCAUUAUCGCCAUCGAGCUCACCGGCCAGACCCACCACCUGGUUCCUGUCUUUCUCGCGGUCACGCUCGCGUACACGGUCGGAAACCUGUUCACGGUCUCGAUCUACGACGUCAUGCACACCAUGAAAGGCAUCCCUUGCAUGCCGUCGCAAGUUGACGAGGACGCUUACGCCGUCCGAGCCUCGACCAUUAUGCGCACCGACCUCAUCUACCUCACCGUCGACGCUUCGUACCUCGACGUGCUCAACUCGCUGUACGACAACGACUACACCUCGUACCCGCUGGUCGACUCGGCCUCCAACAAAACGUUUCUCGGAACGGUGACCAGGACCUCGCUGGAGCUCGAGCUCGAGGCGCGGAUCAUGGCGUACGUGGCGCGGCGUGAGUCGUGGAUCGAGGUCAAUUCGCCACAGGUGAACGCGACCUCACCGCUCCUGCUCUCGGUCGCGUCGAUUACCACCACCGAACCCGUCUCGCCGCUCCGAGCCGCGCUCCUCGCCAAGCUGCAGGUCUGGUCACGCACCGGGCCUCCGGCGCUGUCGUCACCGGCCAUGUCGAGCUAUCUCGCUCGGCUCAUUCCGCACCUCUCCCCGGAGCUGUUCCGGUACCUGGAGGGCCUCACUCUUGCCGGCGAUCUAGCUGACGUGCUCGCUGUCGACGAGGCGCCGUUCCAGAUUGUGCCACAGACGCCGUUGGAGCGGGUCGACUUUUUGUUCAAGAUGGCUGUCAUCUCCCACAUGUGGGUGGUGACCCGUGGCGAGCUUGUUGGCGUUGUCACCAAGAAGGACGUUAUGGAGUUUGAGAUGCAGUACGAGUAGUACCCGAGUCGUUGCGGCGCGUGGCGUGGAUGUCACCGCCGGCGAGAGGCCGGGCGGGACGACGAGGUCCGCGAGGCCGGGCGCGACCGCGGCGUCCGAGUGCCGGCUGCGCUACUAGGGCGGCCGGCUGUGGAUCCGCGAGUUCGCGAGCGAGCGCGGGCGCGACGGACACGGGUGCUAGCGGCGGCGGACGAGGGCGGCGGGCGCGGCGAGGCACUGCCCGGGCGGGCGGCGUCCUUGAGCUCAUCAACAACGAGCUCAAAACCACCCAUGGGCGCGUCGAGGUUGGAGCCGACGCCAAGCUUGCAAGCGGCAAGGUCGGGAAAGCCUGCGGGGAGGACCAUGUUGAUGACGUCGUUGAUGACGGUGUGCUUGACGGUCCGGUCGGUCUGGGUUGUGGCCGACAUCGACGGCGAGGCGUUGACCUCGACGAGCCACGGCUUGAGGGUGUCGUCGACGAGCACGUCGUAGCCGUAGCACUCGAAGCAGUGGCGGUCCGAGUUG
Thecamonas trahens ATCC 50062 is the source of this 2907-nucleotide messenger RNA. RefSeq names its product chloride channel protein 2. Gene Ontology annotation, biological process: chloride transport; transmembrane transport. The transcript has 2 exons. Gene Ontology annotation, molecular function: voltage-gated chloride channel activity. Gene Ontology annotation, cellular component: membrane. Bases 1 to 2403 code for a protein of 800 amino acids. Lineage: Eukaryota; Apusomonadida; Apusomonadidae. The record is from RefSeq and is a predicted model, not a curated record.